Molecule: messenger RNA, 847 nt
Organism: Mangifera indica (mango)
Lineage: Eukaryota; Viridiplantae; Streptophyta; Magnoliopsida; Sapindales; Anacardiaceae
Product: basic leucine zipper 43-like
Exons: 1
Coding region: 183-734 (183 amino acids)
Biological process (GO): regulation of DNA-templated transcription
Molecular function (GO): DNA-binding transcription factor activity
Source: RefSeq, a predicted model, not a curated record
CUUCAAGUUAAUAUUGGUUUGAGUUUGAUUAAUUUGUUUUAAAUAGAAAUUAUUAUCAUUAAUUAAUCUUGAUUUGAUUUCAAUUUUGCUCCCUAUAAUUAGUGUCUAGUGUAAAACUUGUUUCAUUUCUCUCUAUCAUUCUCCCUCCCUUUCAAGUUCCAUGUCAUCUUAACAUUGGAGCCAUGGAGCCACAAGGAUUCAAGCAACAAUAUGGAGGAAGCCCAGAUCAAAACCUUCUUCAUCUCUCGACAAUGUACCCGGCUUGUGGCCCGAGUUUCUCCAGCAGAGUCAGAUCCAACGAUCAGUUUCAUGUUCCUUUCCAUGUAUUCUCUCCGAAUACAUUGUCUGUCAGCACAGGCUCAACUCUAAAUGAUGAAGCAAGAGAGAACCGAGUGAGUAUCAUCAAUGAAAGGAGGAUGAAGAGAGUGAUAUCUAACAGGGAAUCUGCUCGAAGAUCAAGAAUGCGCAAGAAGAAACUAAUCGAAGAGCUUCAGAUUCAGGUUGGGCAGGUUCAAGCUAUUAAUCAUCAACUAUCAGAAAAGAUCAUUCUCUUGUUAGAAAACAACAACCAGAUGCUGCAAGAGAACUCACAGCUCAAGGAGAAAGUUUCUUCUCUUCAAAUACUUCUCUCCGAUCUCAUGAACCCUCUCCGAGGUCGUGAAGAAGUCACUGCCCCCACUGCAAAUAUGAAUAGCCUCAGAUCUGAGACUUCAUGCCAAUCCAUUCAUCACUAAACCAUGGAAUGACUAUAAACUAUGUUGUGUAUUGUGUUCAUGUAAAUAUUCAUCAAAUUUCAGUAUGGGCACUUUCUCCUGCAAUGUUUGUAAUAAACUCUACUCUUCACAUA